AUGCUCGAUAUAGGAUACAAACAGAGCCAAGGCGAUCACACCUUGUUUGUAAAGCACUCGGCUUCAGGGGGAGUGACUGCAUUGUUAGUCUAUAUAGACGACAUUAUAGUGAUAGGUGAUGAUUUGGAAGGAAUGGAGAAUUUAAAAAAGUGUUUAGUGAAAGAAUUUAAAAUCAAAAAGCUCGGCAAACAAAAGUAUUUUCUCGGCAUUGAGGUAGUACAUUCUUGGGAAGGAAUUUUCAUAUCUCAGCAAAAAUAUGUAACAGAUUUGUUGACGGAAACAGGCAAGUUAGGUUGCAGACUAGCAGAGACGCCUAUAGAGUUCAACCACAGGCUUGGAGAUACUCUGGAAGACACGGCAGUAAAUAAAGGCUCCUAUCAGAGACGUGUGGGAAGGCUUAUCUACUUGUCACACACUAGACCAGACAUAGCCUAUGUAGUUAAUGUUGUAAGUCAAUUCAUGCACAAUCCCAAAGAGUCACAUUUUAGGGGUAUGUAUCGAAUCCUACAGUACUUGAAAGGCACACCGGGCAAAGGAAUUCUAUUUAAGAAGGGGAAGGAGCUAAUUCUUAAAGCCUACACUGAUGCAGAUUUUGCAGGGUCUUUAAUUGACAGGAGAUCUACCUCGGGUUAUUGCACUUUUCUACGAGGCAACCUUGUGACUUGGAGGAGUGAAAAACAGAAUGUUGUGGCAAGAUCCAGUACAGAAGUCGAGUUUAGAGCAAUGACACUAGGGAUUUGCAAAUUAUUAUGGCUAAAAAUUGUCUUAGAAGAUCUAAGAGUCAAGUGGGAAGGUCCAAUGAAGCUUUAUUGUAACAAUAAAUCAGCCAUCAAUAUUGAACAUAAUCCAGUGUAA
This is a messenger RNA of Cornus florida, 855 nucleotides long. RefSeq lists its product as uncharacterized. The record is from RefSeq and is a predicted model, not a curated record. The coding region runs from base 1 to 855 and encodes 284 amino acids. The transcript has a single exon. Lineage: Eukaryota; Viridiplantae; Streptophyta; Magnoliopsida; Cornales; Cornaceae.